AUGGCGCGGCACCGUGGCGCUCCGAAGCACCGCGGCCGCUGGAGAAACGAAACGUGCUCGCUGGUAUCUGCUUUGCACAACCUCACCAGGCACGUCGUGUACCGUGGCUUGACAAGGGCAGAAGAUAUCCUCUCUCUCUUUCCUGAAAGCUUCCACCAAAAUCUGAAAAAUCUUUUGACUAAGAUAAUCCUGGAGAACAUCUCUGCUUGGAGGAAUGAAGUACAAGCAAGUCAGAUCUCCCUGCCUCGGCUGGUUGACAUGGACUGGAGGGUGGACAUCAAGACGUCUUCAGACAGCAUCAGCAGAAUGGCAGUCCCUACUUGCCUGCUUCAGUUAAAGAUUCAGGAAGAUGUUGCCUUAUGUGGAAAUAGUCCUGUUGUUUCUGCACUGACUGUGGAACUGAGCAAAGAAACCCUGGACACUAUGUUAGAAGGUCUAGGAAGGAUCCGGGACCAACUUUCUGCUGUUGCAAACAAAUGA
This is a messenger RNA of Phaethon lepturus (White-tailed tropicbird), 480 nucleotides long. RefSeq names its product COMM domain containing 9 (gene COMMD9). The record is from RefSeq and is a predicted model, not a curated record. Lineage: Eukaryota; Metazoa; Chordata; Aves; Phaethontiformes; Phaethontidae. The coding region runs from base 1 to 480 and encodes 159 amino acids. The transcript has 5 exons.